AUGCCCAAUCCGUUCAGCGGGCCUGCUCCUGUCACCAUUAUCGCUUCCGGCAAUCCUAUCCCUUUCAUCACUCCCUAUAGGUUUCCUACCGGAAAACUCCUGAAACCCCCCACCGAACAUGCGCUACGGCCUAUGAUUCUCGUUAUGUGCGGCAGCUUCUCACCCAUGACUAUGAUUCAUAUGAGCAUGUUCAAGCAAGCAACCGAAUGGGUACACCAGAAUACCCACUACCGAAUAUGUGGUAAAUAUGUAUCUCCAGCACUCGAUGUUAGUGCUAAUCGAGAACCUAUUCCCACCAGUCAAAGAUUGGAGAUAUGCCGUAUGGCCGCCGAUGCUGAUCAAAUGCUCAUGGUCGAUGAUUGGGAGACCAGACAAAUUCUACCCGCAAAAACUGCCUUGGCACUACACCAUUUCCGAAGCGAGAUCAUGACAGCCUACAUGAAUGAACCAAGGCUCCGCAAGAAUACGUUUAACCCCCUAACCAUGAAGAUUAUGCUCCUAGCUGGGCCAGGACUUGCUGAUUCUAUGUUGGACCCUAAAGUCUGGUCCGAAAUCGAUGUUCACUACAUCCUGACUACACACGGCAUGGUAAGUUCUUGCUGCCCAUAA
Truncatella angustata is the source of this 609-nucleotide messenger RNA. RefSeq lists its product as uncharacterized. Gene Ontology annotation, molecular function: nicotinamide-nucleotide adenylyltransferase activity; nicotinate-nucleotide adenylyltransferase activity. NCBI's taxonomy places the organism in Eukaryota, Fungi, Ascomycota, Sordariomycetes, Amphisphaeriales, Sporocadaceae. Bases 1 to 609 code for a protein of 202 amino acids. The record is from RefSeq and is a predicted model, not a curated record. The transcript has a single exon. Gene Ontology annotation, biological process: NAD+ biosynthetic process.